GGCUCCCCAGCGCGAGCGAAGAAUCCCGGCGUCACCGCCCCUCGGUCAGCCCUGCUUCAACCUUCUCGUCGUCACUUGUCCUCACCCGCAGUGUCCCAGGCUCUGCCCGCAGCCCCCGGCUCGGCACGUCGGCCACACUCCAGCAUGGCCGCGUGCGUCAGCCCGUCGUCUGACCCGUGGCCGGGGAAAGCCGACCCUGAUGGCAUCCGGGAGCUUCGCUCCCAGCUGGCACAGUGCAAGCAGAACUUCAGGGACCUCAUGGAGAAGUUCCUCGUGUCGCGGAGCACCGCCUACUGCCUGGCCAACCAGCUGCAGAAACACAAGUGUGGACGGUACAAAGGGCUCAUCGAGUCUGUGCUGGGGGAAAAGCUGCAGCGCAAGCAGGGGAGGCCGGCAGAGAAGUCGAGGCUGGCUGAGAUGCUCAGGGAGAGCUGCCGCCUCCUGCAGCAUCAGGAUCAGGAGCUGGACCGGCUGAGGCAGCAGGUACAGGAGGGCAGGGACGUCUCCCGCGCCCUCCAGCAGCACCUGGAGGACCUGCUCGAUGACUAUGACCCUGACGACUACGAGGGCUUCAGGCGCAACCUGGCCAAGGGGCGCACGCUGGCAGCCAGCCUGGUCAGCACACUGAGCACAGAACAACGUGGAGGUCUCAAGCAAGAACAGGACCAAGAACCACGGACCCCCAGCCUGGAGCUGCGGGAGCUGGACAAGGAGGAAGGCCCGCGGGACGAAGGGCAGGCGUGCUCGUGGACCCCGCCAGAGGCCCUGGGGUCAACUGACGACCGCCAGCCCCGCAGCGACGACCAGCUCGCUGCUCCCGCCCCGGCUGCGGACGCGGCUCUGAGUGUGUGCGGCGUGGGGCCCUGCUCCGGAGGGGACGGCUGUCCCCCUGGCGUCCCAGACUCUCAGAGCCCUCAGGAGGAGGAGGGACACGCAGACGGGAUAUGUCCCAGGCCCAGCAGGGAGCUCACAGCACUGUUCGGGGAUGACGACCCGGGGGACGCCCUGGACGAGCGCUAUUUGGUUCCGUCCCUUCCUCCCGAUGAGCCUGGGAACGACUGUCCCCCCAGAAGCACCGCCACCUGCUCACGGGAGGACCUGGGAGUCCGCGCUGCUCUACAAGUCACCGAAAAUCACUUCGACCCUGAGACAGAGGGCGGGGGCCACCACCUGUGCCCCAGGGUUCACAAGAUCGGCCACCUCACGUGUGUUGCAGAGGAAGGCUGGACUCUGGAUGGAGACUAUGCCCCCUGGGAGGCCUUUAUCCAAGGCCCUGGGAAGAGACGCGUGAGUCUCCCAACGUCUGAGGUGCCUGCUCCAGGGGCACAGCCGGUGCCCUGCGGGUGGACAGCCAGAGACCCUUGGCUGCAAGUGGACAGGCAGCUCCACAGUGGCCACGGCCAAUGCCAACUCCAUCGUCCCGCCACCAUGUGGCACUUUGCAACCAACGGGGAUUCUGGAAAGUGCUGCCCACUCUCCCAAGGAGAGGAUUCCCUGUGCAGAUGCUCCAUGGCCCCGCGAGUGUUAGAUUGGCAGCUGCGCACGCGACGAGUCCUCAGUGUGCAUGUCUCACGGCGGCUCCGCAGGGGGGAUACAUGCACAGGCAGCUUCACAUUGCUCCAGUGUUCGCGGCCCCGGUUCUUUCUCACACAGGGUCAUCCAUUUCCAGGAUCCCCGAUCUCCGCCUUCUCUCGGCUCCCUCUGUCCCCGCGCCCGCCAGGCCUUUGUCGACUCUUCCUAGAAACUAUUUGAUUUUAUCAAUCAAUCCUGUAUUUUUGACUUUUAAAAAUCAAAAGGAACUUUCCAUGGUCAUGGACUCCUGGUGGAACUCAUCCUCUAGCGAUUCCUUGUGAUGAAACCAGGAGACAGGAUUCUCUCCUGUUGAAUACUCUCUUUCUGCCCUUUCAUCCAUGGAGAGCUUGGGUGAAUGUGAAUUACUUGUCCACCAUGGCUUUUACUUACUGAGUUUUUAAAAAAUUGUCCUGUGUUAAGUGACCUGUCCAGAUUUAGAAUGUAGUGAUUUCCUCUGUAUGUGAACUGGCUUUUUUCUUGGAGGGCGGGCGUGAGCGGAAGAGGCUCAAUGAGGCCUGGCCAUUCAACGAAGACAGGUCUGAGACUGGACUGCUCCAAUUCUAGUCCUCUGCUGCGUCUGUCCCCACUCAUAUUCUCUUAGUCACUUCUUGUUCCGUGAUGUUUUUUUCAUCAAGGAUACUUUUAACCAGUACGUUGUCCCCACGAACCUUGUCAUCCAGCCAAUUGGUCAUCCCAGGUCAACUGUGGUCUGCUAAUAUUCAUUGG
Messenger RNA from Talpa occidentalis (Iberian mole), 2298 nucleotides. RefSeq names its product neuroblastoma breakpoint family member 9-like. The transcript is spliced from 11 exons. Bases 145 to 1752 code for a protein of 535 amino acids. NCBI's taxonomy places the organism in Eukaryota, Metazoa, Chordata, Mammalia, Eulipotyphla, Talpidae. The record is from RefSeq and is a predicted model, not a curated record.